This is a messenger RNA of Oncorhynchus kisutch (coho salmon), 5557 nucleotides long. RefSeq lists its product as uncharacterized. The coding region runs from base 1111 to 4416 and encodes 1101 amino acids. The record is from RefSeq and is a predicted model, not a curated record. Lineage: Eukaryota; Metazoa; Chordata; Actinopteri; Salmoniformes; Salmonidae. The transcript is spliced from 8 exons.
CCCUGGCAGUAGCCCUGGAGUUCUGGGGACGAGGGUAUUGCCUUUUUAGGAGACACCUGAUCACAGCCCAGUGCCUCUACACUCACAGAGGCUGCUGAUAAAGAUGUGUGUUAGACUGAGUGAGAGAGAGUGACUGGUGAUUAGGCUGAUAGAUGAGCUCAGAGCUAUGGGGGUGGGGACUGAACUGGACUGCUACCGUUCACAGUUAAAAAGAGAGAUCCAACCACGGCACGUCCCCAUCCAGUUUAGGAAGGACACACCAUUGGAUUACCAGACCAGAGAGCAACACAGCGUGUGACAGCGUCAGAGAGCCUUCUAGGUGGACCAGACGGACAGUGGGCUGUUUUUGUUUGCCAACAGGCUGAGGAGAAGCUCUGUCUGUUUAACCAGAGGAACACUAUCUCAGGCUUCUAGAAGCUCUGUCUGUUUAACCAGAGGAACACUAUCUCAGGCUUCUAGAAGCUCUGUCUGUUUAACCAGAGGAACACUAUCUCAGGCUUCUAGAAGCUCUGUCUGUUUAACCAGAGGAACACUAUCUCAGGCUUCUAGAAGCUCUGUCUGUUUAACCAGAGGAACACUAUCUCAGGCUUCUAGAAGCUCUGUCUGUUUAACCAGAGGAACACGAUCUCAGGCUUCUAGAAGCUCUGUCUGUUUAACCAGAGGAACACUAUCUCAGGCUUCUAGAAGCUCUGUCUGUUUAACCAGAGGAACACGAUCUCAGGCUUCUAGAAGCUCUGUCUGUUUAACCAGAGGAACACUAUCUCAGGCUUCUAGAAGAGGACUAUAGUGUCUUGGGAGUCAGACUGUUUCUGAGAGACUCUGUCUACCUGGAGCCUGUGUUCUCUAUAACCUGUAGAGACUGUCUACCUAGAGCCUGUGUUCUCUAACCCGUAGAGAGAGACUGUCUACCUAGAGCCUGUGUCCUCUAUAACCCAUAGAGAGAGACUGUCUACCUAGAGCCUGUGUCCUCUAUAACCCAUAGAGAGAGACUGUCUACCUAGAGCCUGUGUCCUCUAGCUGCGUCAGUCAGUCGGUCUUCCUAUUGAAACCUCCAUUACAGCCCAUCCUUUGUUUUCGUCCGGGCUGGUGGGCAUCUGACCCCGAACCCUCAUGGAGAAGUUCCAGGCUGGGAUGGUCCUAGCGGGGGUGGGGGACGCGCUGGGCUACCGUAAGGGCCGCUGGGAGAGCUGCCCCUCUGGGACACAGAUCCAGGAAGAGCUGGCCUCUCUGGGGGGCCUUGGGGCUCUGAAACUGGACCCUGACAACUGGCCCCUCAGUGACGGAGCCCUGAUGCACAUGACCACCGCUGAGGCCCUCAUCACAGACUACUGGUGUUUGGAGGACCUCUACAGGGAGCUGGUCAGGGUGUAUGUUGAGGCCAUGGUGUCUCUCCAGGGUCGCCCUCCUGACCCAGCCACCGUGGAGGGAUGUGCUCACCUCAAACCCAACAACUUCCUGCUUGCCUGGCACACGCCCUUCAAUGAGAAAGGUUCUGGGUUUGGAGCAGCCACCAAGGCCAUGUGUGUGGGGAUGAAGUACUGGCAGCCUGAGAGGCUGGACAACCUAGUGGAGGUCAGCAUUGAGAUGGGGCGCAUGACCCACAACCACCCUACAGGUUUCCUGGGCUCUCUGACCACGGCUCUGUUUGCAUCGUACGCGGUGCAGGGCAAACCGCUGGUGACCUGGGGUCGCGACCUCAUGAAGGUCAUCCCCAAGGCCGAGGAGUACUGUAAGAAGACCAUACGCCACAUGGCAGAGUACCAGGAGAAGUGGUUCUACUUCGAGGCUAAGUGGCAGUUCUACCUGGAGGAGAGAGGCGUGGAGGAGGAGGGGCAGAACAAGCCCCUGUUUCCUGACACCUACAACGCUGAGGAGACAGACAAGGUGUAUAAGCGCUGGAGCUCAGAGGGCCGGGCUGGACGGAGGGGUCAUGAUGCUCCCAUGAUAGCAUACGAUGCUCUCUUGGCCUCAGGCUCCGACUGGACCCAGCUCUGCCGCCGCGCCAUGUUCCACGGAGGGGAGAGCAGUGCCACAGGGCUGAUAGCAGGCUGUCUGUACGGUCUCCUGUUCGGCCUGUCCCAGGUCCCUGAAGGGCUGCACCAGGAUGUGGACCGACGCAUGCGGCUGGAGGAGCUCGGAGCAGAACUGUACAAGGCAGCCUCCGCAGAGAGGAGCACAGAGAAAGCAGAGAGAGCAGCGAAUGCAGGGCCAUCAGGCCUCAUUGUGGACACCAGAACCCUGAGGAGGCUGGUUUGGGACCGGACGACCCGCCCGGAGCUCAGAGGGGUUCUGGAGAGCCUGCUCCACUACUUAACCCAGGACCUGCCCGGCCGGAGCCCCACCGCGAGGCCCCCUGAGAGGUUAGGGCUGGAGGUCAGUGUGGGGUUGGAGGUGCCCCAGUUCAGCAGGUGUGGAGGUCGACCAGCAGGGAGCGACGUCUCUAGACGCCUCACCUCCUUCCAGCUUCUCCAGGCCAAGUUCCUGAGGAACACCCCCAACCCUCCGCUCACUCACCGCCGGGAGGUGGGGGCCCUGGCACUGUCCUCCAGAGGGGGAGGCUGUGGGAGCCAGAGCCAUGGCAGAGAGGCCCCUAGUGGACAGGUUGAGGGCUGCUUUCCCAAAACAGGACGUGGAGUGAGAAAGGGGAACACUGUUAAGGAUGUGAUGACCAGGUUUGCCGCAGCAACGCAGAAAGAGAGGGGAGGGGCCACACAGGUGGGAGGAGCGUCGAAAAGACCCCGAGCAAUCGGCAAGGGGCAGCUACUGUCUGCCAUAAUGGACAAGUUUGAAACCAUGGUGACGGUGCACCGGGGAAGUGACGUGAGUUGCCAGAAGAAAAGCUCCUCUCCUGGUACCAGCUCCUCUGGACGUGUCAAAGAAUUAGUGAGUCGUCAGGAAGCAGAGGGACAACAGUGCUUAGGUCAACCAGGUCAACCCGUCAAAGGUCAGAGUUCAGUGAAGCAACAGGUUAAGAGUAAAGGCUGGGGACAGCAGAGGAAAGAGAACCCCUAUGGAGUACAGGAAGGAGAUAGAGGAUCAGAGAAGACAGUAGCUGGUCUGAAGGAUUCACUUCAACACAGAAAAGGGAGGAACUGGAAUCAGAAGGUGAAAGGUCACUCUGUAGUCAAUAAGCAGAUAAGGGCUCCAGGUUCAGAUCAAGAAACUGAAGGUCAGAUUCAGGAUUCAAUUAAGGAGGUAGAAGUUUGCGGUGCUAAUCAACAGGUAGAGACUCUGGGUACGAACCAACAGGUAGAGAUUCAGGGUACGAACCAACAGGUAGAGACUCUGGGUAUGAACCAACAGGUAGAGACUCUGGGUAUGAACCAACAGGUAGAGACUCUGGGUACGAACCAACAAGUAGAGACUCUGGGUACGAACCAACAGGUAGAGACUCUGGGUACGAACCAAGAACAGAUUGUUAGCUCAGGUCAAAGACGAGAAGGCCAUGGUUCAGAAUUUAACAAGGAGCUAAAGGUUCAGAGUGAAAACAUUGAAGUUAAGGCCUCAGUGGGUCAGGAAGUGGUGGUACAGGCUUCACAUCAGGAAAAUCAGGAUCCUGAUCAAGACAGUGAAGUUGAAGUUUCAGGUCAGGAGCUCAAGGCACAGGUUACAGGUCAGGAGGUCAAGGCACAGGUUUCAGAUAAGGAAUUAAAGGUACAGGUCUUAGGUCAGGAGCUCAGCUAUGUGCAGGUAGAGCUGCUCUGCUCUGCUGCAGUGGUCCAGUGGUCUCCCCCAGCACCCCAGGUAGGGAUACCUGAGGUAGAGGCCUUGCAGUCUGGGUACCUGGCAACGCUGCUCCCUUGUCCUCCUGUGUGGGCACUAGCUUCCUCUGUGGAUCCACCAGCACAGAAAUACUCAGGGUUAGGGUCCAAAACCAGGACCCUGGAAGGCUCACAUCUCUCCUACCCCUGUAAAAAACAGUACAUGGAUCCACCCCAACACCGGUCCACCCAGAGAGGCCAGCCCAGAUACCCCAUCCCUAGGAGGGCCCACGGCUCAGAAUCAGAACCAUCAGAACUGGGCCAGGCCCAUAACGCCAGCCUCUCACCCCCACCUUCUGAAUCUACGACCCCUGAUGUCAUGACCUCUGUCCCCACAACCCCUGAUCUUGACCUUUGCUUCCUGCCAUCAGCGCCCACAACGUCCAACCAGGAGCACCGCCCACAUGAAGCCAAACAGGAAGUAAAUGUCCUCAUGGCACUGCAAAGUGGGGAGGGGGAGGGGCAGGGUAGCGCUGUGAUGUCACACAAAGAUGAUGUCAUCACUAUGCGUGGUUCAAGUGUUGCAGAGCCAGAAAGACUACAGACAGAAAAGCAGGAGAGACCAAAGUACAGGACGUUAAACUACAGCGACCCUUCUGCGAAACUGAUUUAUAAACCCAGAAUCAUCCGAUUCACAGAUACCUUUAAUUUCUAAGUCACUCGUCCACUCACUCUGACUUCAGUGAUGCGUCCUUCUGUGAAGGAUAAAAGCCUUCUGAACAUUCUCUCUCCUCACAGUGAAACACAAUACACCUUCAAGGUCAUGCCAGCUAUCCCAUGUGUUGCUGUCCUCUGAAAGCCGUGGGGUUGCAGGAAGCAGCCUACGCUCUACGUGUGGUGAUUACUCAGAAGCUGUGUAAUGCUCUAAGUAGAGUAGCGUGUGUGUGUGUGUGUGUGUGUGUGUGCGCGUGUGUCGUCCGUACUGUAACAGUGGAAAGACAAACAGAACAGCGGUGUUAAACAUUGACUAAGCUAAGCCUAAUCUUUAGAAUGGGAUUUUCGUGGAAAACAAUGUGAAGCAAGAAUAUCAGGACUUAAACUGUAGCUAUGACAACCGAGUCAAACGAACCUCUGCUCUUUAUCAGAUUAAAGAAACUCAAUCCCUUAUCUUGUAGUUAUUGUAUUGUUGACGUUGUGAUCAAUCUGAAACAGUUUUACUGUUCCCUUCGAAUCAACCUUUCAUUCAUUAGCCGGUUUGAGUUAGCUCUACUGACCUUGGCGUAUCUAUACUCUCCCUAAGGCUCGUGACUAUUGUCGUUAUCACAAGUAAACCGGAACUAAGGUACCAUACAUUUAAUUUAAUGUCAUUAGAAUAAUCUCCGAGAUUAGGGACAUAUUUGGCCGCGACAUGUAUCAAUGAAGAUUUACAAGAGAAUCUUUGUUCAAAUGUUGACCCCCAGAGGGUUAAUUUUUUUCUGGAAUGUUCCAAGGUGACAGAUACACCCGCACAGGUUGUUUGUGUGCCAGCUAGAUGUUCUACGACCACAACACGGUAAAUGUGCCCUCACUGCCAGUGUUUUGGCUACAGACAUGGACUAUAACCUGGGGAAAUAACCCACUUAUCUCAUACUAUUCACACCAGUCGCCUUUCACUGACGGGUGGAAAAACAGCCCUAAACACACUAUUUUUAUGCUAAGAAAUGGACGAUGUGCACUUGUAUUGAUGGGUUAUGCUCAAACACACAAAGACAUACAACUGUAUAUGAGGAUAUGUCUUUAGAUUCAUACUAAUUUGAAGAUGUAGCUACUUCAAAUAUUAAUUUCAGAAAUUUAACAGAGAUUUUUUUUUUUUUACA